This is a messenger RNA of Phytophthora infestans T30-4, 3156 nucleotides long. RefSeq lists its product as uncharacterized. NCBI's taxonomy places the organism in Eukaryota, Oomycota, Peronosporomycetes, Peronosporales, Peronosporaceae. The record is from RefSeq and is a predicted model, not a curated record. Gene Ontology annotation, molecular function: ribosomal large subunit binding; tRNA binding. Gene Ontology annotation, biological process: rescue of stalled cytosolic ribosome; ribosome-associated ubiquitin-dependent protein catabolic process. The coding region runs from base 1 to 3156 and encodes 1051 amino acids. The transcript is spliced from 2 exons. Gene Ontology annotation, cellular component: RQC complex.
AUGAAGAAGACGCGCAUGUCCAUCGAUGACAUCCACGCGAUGGUUGGCAGCAUCCGCGCCAACGUGGUGAAUAUGCGUGUGACCAAUAUUUACGACGUGCAGGGACAGGGAGAUAGCGGUGCAGCCAAGACAUAUAUCCUCAAGCUUCACCAACCGCCGUUCCCCAAGGUAUUUCUACUACUCGAGUCUGGCGUGCGCUUUCACACCAGCAAAUACGCACGUGAUGCCAAGGCUGGUAAUGCUCUGCCCAGCCAAUUUACGAUGAAGUUGCGGAAGCAUCUGCGUGGCAAGAGGCUGUCGGCACUCACGCAGCUGGAAGGGGAUCGCGUCGUGGACUUUACGUUUGGCCAGGAUGCACUCAAAUGCCACCUCAUUCUGGAGCUGUACGCGUCUGGCAACAUCAUCCUCACAGACGGAGACUACCGCAUCUUGUCGCUGCUGCGCACACAUCGCUUCGACGAGAACGUCAAGAUGGCGGUCAAGCAGGAGUAUCCCGUGCAGCUUCUAGGUGAUCAGGAGAAGCAGCGCGGUAUCCAGACCACGGAACAGCUCACCGAGUUCGUUAACAGGUGGUUUGAGCAACAAGAGGCCAAGGCGGCGAUCGCGCUGCCGGGCAAGACGCAGAAGAAGAAAAAGGCGCAGACCAUCAAGCAGCUACUGUUGGUCAAGGAGUCAACGUUCGGUGGAUUAGGUCCCGUUAUUAUCGAGCACUGUCUGGUGCGCGCGGCUAUCUCGCCUACGCUGAAGAUCAAGAACGCUGCGGAGUUUACAACUCUCGGAGAGGACAAAUUAGCUGCCUUAUUGGCUGAAAUCCAGGAAGGCUGGAAGCUGUUGGAGAGACUGCAGGACGAACAGACAUCGGUCAAUGGCCCUGUACCUCUUCAAAGUGAUGAUACUGCUGACACAGGAGACAGCGACGAGGAAGAUGCUGCACCUGUUGCUAAAGACCCGUCUACGACUUCGCAGAAGUGCGGAUUCAUCAUCUUAAAGGACGUAGCGGGUGAAAAUGCCCCAGAGCAGUUCGAGGAGUUCACGCCCUAUCUGUAUGCGCAGCACCUGCAAGCAUACAAGAAGGUGAAGAGCUUUGAUACGUUUGAUGAGGCAGUGGAUGAGUAUUUCUCGCGCUUUGAGGCGGAGACUGCCGAGGUGGCGAAGCAGAGCGCUCAGCUUGCAGCGGAGAACAAACUCGCGAAGCUCAAGAAGAAUCAGCAGCAGCAACUCGCUCAGCUGCGUGAGGUUCAGGAGCAGAGCUUCCAGGAUGCGCAGCUCAUUGAAGCCAACCAACAAGAUGUGGAGAAUGUCCUGCUCGUUAUUCGAAGCGCACUGGCUAGCGGUAUGGAUUGGCGUGGUCUGGAGGAACUUGUACGCUACGAACAGAAGAACGGCAACCCCGUGGCCAGCCUCAUUCACCAACUUGACCUGGAACACAAUCGUGUAGCUAUUUUACUCUGCGAUAGCGAUGAGGACGACUACGAGGACGGCGGUGAUGGCACAGGUGAGGAAGACAAGAAGGCUCAUGUCAUCUGGAUCGACUUGUCGCUUUCGGCUCUGGCCAAUGCUCGAGAAAUCUACACCAAGAAAAAGAAAGCCGGUGCGAAGGUGAAGAAAGCCACCGAAGCGACCGACAAGGCCAUCGCACUGGCUGAAAAGAAUACUAAAAAGACCCUCGAGAAGCAGCAGACCAAGCGCAAUGUCAUCUACCAGCGACGCAAAACACUCUGGUUCGAGAAGUUCCACUGGUUCCUCACCAACGAGAAAUACCUGGUCGUCGCAGGCAAAGACGCUCAUCAGAACGAGCUGCUAGUGAAGAGAUAUCUGCGCAAGGGUGACGUUUAUGUCCACGCCGAUCUCCAUGGUGCUGCGACGUGUAUUGUGCGCAACCAUGCGACGGUGAAGGACAAAAAGACUCAGGAGCUCCCGUCGAUUCCUGUGGCUACGCUUGAGCAGGCAGGAUGCAUGAGUGUGUGUCGAAGCAAUGCUUGGACUAGCCAGGUGAUUGCUGGUGCCUACUGGGUGCAUGCAGACCAGGUCUCGAAGACAGCCCCCGCUGGCGAGUACCUUACGACGGGUAGCUUUAUGAUUCGUGGCAAGAAGAACUACAUCCAGCCUUCAAGACUCGAGAUGGGGUUGGCGAUUCUUUUUCGAAUAGACGAUAGCUGUAUCGGCAACCACGCUCGACAAGGCGAAGGAAGAGAUCUCCGUGUAGCUGAAGGUCCUGAGGAUGAUGCUGGCGAGGAAAACGACGAAAACGACGCUGAAGAGGAAGACGCUGCUGAUGCUUCUACGGAGCGUGGAGGUAAGAAGCGCCUGUCAGUGAAGGAGCGUCGUGACCUGAAGAAGGGCAAGACGCCCGAGUUGAUAGGUGAGCAGCCUCCAGCUCAGCAACAGCGCAAGGGAAAAGAUAAGGCUUCUGUCCUGACGGCACAGAAGAAGAGUGUUCGUGGUAAGAAGGGCAAGAUGAAGAAGAUGAAGAAGAAAUACGCUGAUCAGGACGACGAGGACCGUCGACUACGCAUGGAAGCUCUGGGCCACGUCGUUGAAGAAGAACAGGAGGACGAAGAGCCGACGAAAGAGAACGACCCGGCCGAGCAAUCAGGAGACGAGGACGGAGAAUACGUCGCCGGUGGUAACGCUCAGACAGAAGUGAGUGAGGAAUACAUUCGCCAGCAACGUGAGAAGAAGGAGAAAUACCUCGAUGAACAAGAGGACGAGGCUGAAGGCGUCGAUUUCUUCGAUGCCUUCACAGGCGAGCCGCUUCCCAAUGAUAUUGUGCUGUUCGCAAUGCCCAUGUGCGCUCCGUACGCAUCGCUGACCAAGUUCAAGUACAAGGUGAAGCUGACGCCGGGUAGCCAGAAGAAGGGCAAGGCGGCGAAGCAGGCGAUGGAGCACUUUUUCGCCUCCAACCUCAAGGACGAGAAGGAUUCUAGCAAGGUGAGCGGCUCUCACGGGAACGGCGACGCGGACGAGGAGGCUCAGCCAGACGUGAACCCGGUCGUGGUGCAGCGCGAGCUCAUGCGCUGCAUCCUGGACAACGAGCUGGUGAACUGUAUGGUCGGCCCUGUCAAGAUCUCAGCGCCAGGUCUGCACGGCCCCAACGCAGGCGGCAAGAAAGGGGGCAAGCGUCCGUCCGGCAAGCCCAAGAAGGGCAAGAAGUAG